Messenger RNA from Salvia splendens (bonfire salvia), 1927 nucleotides. RefSeq lists its product as uncharacterized. The transcript is spliced from 3 exons. NCBI's taxonomy places the organism in Eukaryota, Viridiplantae, Streptophyta, Magnoliopsida, Lamiales, Lamiaceae. The record is from RefSeq and is a predicted model, not a curated record. Bases 1153 to 1527 code for a protein of 124 amino acids.
UCUUUUCAUUUUGCAAUAUAUUUAGACCAUUGCUCCGCCCUAACUUCACUCACUUUCCCCAUUGGUGUUGAGGUCAAAUUUGAGAAAUUGAGGAAUUUGGGAAUAUUGUUUUGUAUAUGCUAUAGUCAGUUUAUGCAUAGUUUAUGACUUAAACUUAGCUUAAACUAAGGCUUCUCUAGAUAAUUGAAAUGAGAAAAAUGUGUGUGGUAUUGUUAAUAGAGUUUGUCUAGUUUGGAUUGUGUUUGUGACAGUUGAUGUAUGAUUGUGUUUGUUAAUGCUGCUCUGUUAUGCAACAUUUAAGUGAAUUAAUUAUGACCACAUGGAUUAUGGCGCUUUAGGGUAGUCUCACAUGAUUAAGGAAGUUUGUAUAGUUCAUCAUGUUUAUUUUUCUUAUGCAGUUGAUUAUAACAGUUUGCAGUUCUUACCCAAUUGGUAUGUGUACAAAAAUAUAAGCAAAUUUGAACUAGAUAAAGCUCUUAGCUCAAUAGUCCAUCUCCUUAUUGCCUUUCACAUUCACCAAAAUGCUUAGUUUCUGUAGUCAUACUUGAAAAGUUCAAAGUGUACUCUCUCCCAUGAAACAGGACUUCUACUAUCAACUAAAGACUUCUUUGAAAUGUUACUUUGAUAUUAAUAUUACUGUCAUAUUAUGGCAAACCUUGACUUAUGCUUGCAUGUAAGAGUUCUGUGCAAAUUAUUUUUGCUUCUUGCAUUUGUUACUUUUUCAGUUUCAUGCCCUUAGUAAUUAGUACUAUGUCGUUGUAAUAUUCAGAGAAAUCCUCAAAUUUGUGGAAGCCACUCUUCUGAAAAAUCCUCGUGGAUGUAACAGUGGCAAUAACUCAUACCAGUAUCAUAUUAAAUAAAUAAAUUCAAGUGUUCUACCUACAGGGUACAGAUUCUGUUCAUAGAGAUGAUAAUCUGAUAACUCUUUUUGACUUUCACUAAUAUCCAAAUAUUCCAUUUUUUUACGGAAAGCAUUUUCAUGGCCUUCUGAUUGGGAGCAUGAGGUGAAGAAGAUGUGGCAUGAAAAAGCUGCAAGAAGAUACCCGGGUUUUAUCAGUUCCUUGAAGGUGAUGCACAAAGCCGGUAAAUCCCGGCCAAUUUACGUACCUCUAGAGUUGUGGAGUGAACUGAUUAACCAUUGGAAAGAUCCAAAUGUCAUCAAGAGGUCUGAACCUGCAAAGAGGGCAAGAAUGUCCAAACCCCGAUGGACCUGGCACAGGAAUAAGCAGACAACGAGGAGGGUCGGUGUCUGUUGAUGAGAGAUCUAUGCGGAAGGCUGCUGAGAGGGGAGUAUCGAUCAUGGAUUGUGUGUAUGAAUCUUUCAGUGAUAUACACAGGUUCAAGGACGGCCAGUAUACAUACAAGAGAGCUGCAGACGUUGAUGCAAGAGUGCAAGAGAUUGCUGCAAUGCAGGGUGAGAACGCAAAUCUGAGCCAGAUCUUUAUCAAUGACGUUUCUGGAGGUAAGCUCGAUAAAAAGAUAAGGAUGUUUGGAACUGGGAAUCUGGCAAAAAGCCUUGUGGGUUGACAAGCUCCGGGAUUGAAUGCUCAUACCCCGACUGGCUUAGCUCCUUCUGUACGAGCUGAGAUACAAGAGGAAUUGCGCACAGAAAUGCGCACUGAAUUGCGCCAAGAAUUGCGGGAAGAAUUAAGGGAAGAAAUGCGCCAGGAGCUCAAUGCUGACCGUGAGCAAAGAACAAAGUUGGAAACUGAUUGGCGAGAGAUGAUGAAGCUGUUCAUGACGACAGCCUGCAAGUCCAGCCACGCUUCUGAAAGUUCGGUUGGGAUAUGACCCAUGUAUCACAAACUUGAUACGAUGUCUUUUGUUUUGCUUGUUUUGUAGGGAUAUAACAUCAUACAUUUCAUACUUUCGUUGCUUGUUUUAACUACUAACAUUUAUUCUUAAUCAUCAUAAUUUUUGGAUUUAA